AUGAGCAACCAACAAGAGACGCAAUGUGCUGUGCAGGAGUCGAGAAAAGAGGGGGCGAGAAGAGAGAAGGGGGGCAAAGCAGGGAGAAAAAGGGGAGACGAGUGUGUACAGUGCGUGGAAGAAGGAGCUUUCAAGGGCGUAAGGAGCUCUCACGAGCACAUGGAGCUCACAGGAAGGAGAUUUUCCUGCCCGCGGCAAUGGAGCUUGCAGCGCCAGAGGCAAGGGGAGGAGGAGAACAGAACACGAGACGCAAGCAGCACACAAGGAGGUUCGUUCGAGUGGCACUCUCUCCUCCACAAGGAGAAGAAGGAGGAGGAGGAGGAGGAGGAGGAGGAGGAGGAGGAGGAGGAGGAGGAGGAGGAGGAGGAGGAGGAGGAGGAGGAGGAGGAGGAGGAGGAGGAGGAGCAGGAGGAAGAAGAAAGAGCACAAGACCGUUCGUGUGCCACGUUCUCCUCCACACAUUGA
This is a messenger RNA of Closterium sp. Naga37s-1, 465 nucleotides long. The record is from the annotation of a GenBank genome assembly. Lineage: Eukaryota; Viridiplantae; Streptophyta; Zygnematophyceae; Desmidiales; Closteriaceae.